AUGAGUACUUCGCCGGGUGGGGGCAAGCGGAAACGAACCACCCUGAGCUCUCGUGUCUCACCUCCACCGUCACGCCGCAAACUGCAGUCAAGCACAACUAAGAGUGCAAUAGCUUCAUUCUUCACUCCUUCGUCUCAGAAGGCCCCAGAAAAACUCAAGUGGCAAGAGCGAGCCUAUUCUGACCAGCUGCCAAAUACCUUGCUGGUGGGGAAACAUGUGCCAACAGAUACUUCACCGACACUCCCAGGAUUGAAUCAGAAGAAGAAGAAGAGAAUAGCAGCAUUUGAUUUCGAUUCAACACUCAUCACAACAGUGUCGGGAAAGAAAAGCUACAGCUCGGAAAGCAAUGAUUGGAAAUGGUGGCAUCCUUCUGUCCCUGGUAAGCUUCGACAACUAUACACCGAAGAAGGGUACUUAAUUGCUGUGGUCAGUAAUCAAGCAGGCCUCUCAUUGAAGACAGAUCCGAAAGGCUCUGGAAAACGGUUAAACACUUUCAAGGACAAAGCUUCUGCAGUCUUGAAUCAGCUGGACAUGCCAAUCAUCAUCUAUGCAGCAACUGAAAAGGAUAUCUAUCGUAAGCCGAGAAUGGGGAUGUGGACAGAGUUACUCGAUGAUUGUAAAAUUUCCUCUGAUGACCUUGAUUUGGAACAUUCGAUUUUCGUUGGUGAUGCUGCUGGACGUCACGCGGAAGCGGGGAAAGCAAAGGACUUUUCCUGUUCAGAUCGCAAUUUUGCAGGGAAUAUCGGCCUCAAAUUCUAUACUCCUGAGGAGUUUUUCCUUGAUGAAGUCCCGAGAGCAUUUUCUCGUACGUUUGAGCCUUCCGAGUUCUUGCCCAACACUGCGGCUGAAGUGAUUGCGCCUUUUUCAAGAAAUAGCCCACAAGAUCUUGUCGUCUUCGUUGGAAGUCCCGGGGCUGGUAAAUCUACCUUUUACUGGCACAAUUUGCAACCUCUCGGAUACGAAAGAGUAAACCAAGACAUUCUAAAAACACGAGAAAGGUGUCUGAAGGUCGCUGAGCAAUACUUGAUUGAGGGAAAAUCAGUGGCUGUUGACAACACCAAUGCAGACUCUGAAGUCAGACGAAGGUGGAUAGAGCUUGCUGCGAAACGUUCCGUGCCGGUCCGUUGUGUACAUUUCACAGCCGCAGCAGAAAUAUGUGAACACAAUGAUGCUGUUCGUGCCUUAAACAGUAAUAUGAACCCCGAGAAGCGCAGUAUGCUCCCUAGCGUAGCCUUUCGAGGAUAUUCUUCAAGAUAUCAGCCACCAAAAAUUGCGGAAGGGUUUGAAGACAUAACUGAGGUUUCCUUCAAGUUUGAGGGCAAAGAGUCUGAAAGGAAUUUGUGGAUGCAGUACUGGACUUGA
Molecule: messenger RNA, 1362 nt
Organism: Glarea lozoyensis ATCC 20868
Lineage: Eukaryota; Fungi; Ascomycota; Leotiomycetes; Helotiales; Helotiaceae
Product: HAD-like protein
Exons: 10
Coding region: 1-1362 (453 amino acids)
Biological process (GO): DNA repair
Molecular function (GO): ATP-dependent polydeoxyribonucleotide 5'-hydroxyl-kinase activity; polynucleotide 3'-phosphatase activity; double-stranded DNA binding
Source: RefSeq, a predicted model, not a curated record